This is a messenger RNA of Cinara cedri, 25376 nucleotides long. The record is from the annotation of a GenBank genome assembly. NCBI's taxonomy places the organism in Eukaryota, Metazoa, Arthropoda, Insecta, Hemiptera, Aphididae.
CAUGACGGCUGCUGACGCGCUGCGGUCGACAUCCACAGCGGCACGCCGCUACCGGUACGGCCGUUGUUGCGCCGUGUUGACGGUCGUUGCUGCCGUCUGGACGGCCGCGUCGUCCGGGUGGCCGCGCGGUGCGACGGCGGCGGCCGCGUUCCAGCACACCACGUCCGUCACGGCCGACGAACCGCUCGUCGUGACUUUCGAGGGUGGCGAGACCGCCACGGCGCCGCCCGACGACACGGUGUACCUGACCGAGGAGGUGGCCACGUUGAACGCGACGGCAAGGGACGCGGGCGAUUACGCGUACGACGACGAAUACGAUUCGGCCACCGACAGGACGGACGUGAAGCCCGUGGCCGGCGGCCGCACCCAUCUUUCCGUUAAACCGUCAAAACCGCCCGUUAAACCGAUCGACGUCACCGCCGCCGACGAGGCGACCGAUGCGGCACCGACCGCGGUUAUUACGGCGGUGCCGGCAUCGACCGUCGCCGCGAUACCGACCGCCGACGUCUCCGAGGUACCGACCGCCGACGUCUCCGAGGUACCGACCGCCGUCGUCUCCGAGGCGUCUCCCGUCACGAUUACAGACUCGGUCCGGCCCAACCAGACCGACGCGUUGACGGCCGUCGAAACCACCACCGAAUCCGGAAUCCUCAUGCAGAUGGCCAUUCCGCCAACCACCUCGACCGCCGCGGUAACCGCCACUACCACGCCGAUGUCGGACACGUCUUCUCCGGGGACAGCGUCGUCGGCCCGGUCGACCUGGUCGCAGCUGUUCGUCGCCUGUCUCGCCGUCACCACGGCGGUGGCUUUUUCGUGUUAGACAAAAACUCCGUCGCUCGUCCGCACAUUUUUUCCCCCGUGAGUAUCGAUGUACACAAUUUAACUUUCGAGCCUUUUUAACGCGGUCCUUUUUUAGCCCCGCCGCCUCACUCUGUACUUUUCGCCGUCGCGUACGGAAAUGUUAACCGGAAACCUCGCGGUCCGCCGCACAUUGCACACCGACAACGUGUUUCGAUAAUAUUCUAACAUUGCCUUUUCCUCGUUUAAAAACACUACGUAUUCGUCGUUUUCCGAAAAAUUCUGUACAAUCGUUGUCGCACGUCCCGGAAAUAUCGCGGAAAAACUCACUUAGAAAAAAAAAAAAAAAUUAAAAAAUACUUUAUUCAUAAUGUACAGAGCAUUUUUUUUUUUUUUUUUUUUUUAACACUAUUUCCCGUCCACUUUAUUAUAAUAAUCGUAAUAAUAUUAUACGCCUGUUUAAAAUUUAGUUUUUUUUUUCAAAUAUCAAUCACUAUUCUUUUUUUUUCUUUCUUUUUUUUUUUUUUUUGCACUUAUUACGUAGUAUAAUAAAUAUACAUUGAUUUAGGAAUCUUAAUUAUUAUUUUAUUGUUUUUUUUUUUUUAAUAUUUUAUAUUUAUAAUUAUUUAUAAUCUUUGAUAUUAAGUUUAAACAAUGUAUUAUAAUAGAGUCGGGGUUUAUUGCGCUGUACAAUUGUUGGAUUCCUAUGCCCCUGUAAUGACCGCACCAUACGCAACAGGAUGCAUUUCGUAUAGUUGACGUUGAACCGUUAAUAAAGCCCGGCGGAGCCGCGAUAAGGCCGAAGAGCUCGCGAAAGUACGCGAUGCCUUUGAAUUUACGCCCGUAAGGUCUAGAAUUCCGGAUCCUACGAGUCUCGAGCCCUACACAGACAGCGGAACACGGGUUUCGUACGCCAUUGCGUUUUCCUUUACAUACUUUUCGAUUCUCGUCGAUUUCCCGCUAUUGCGUUUACACGAAAACCGCUCCCCGCCGCCGCGAAAAACGUUGUCGAUCGUCGUCGCCGGAUGCGCGUCGGUACAACGAUUUUGAAUGUCGGACGAGAUUUCCCGAGAUUUUAAGAAUGAAAAAAAAAAAAAAAAAAAAAAUUAAAAAUAAUAAUAAUAAUAAUUACGAAAAGUCAUUUCAUCGCGUACACGUCCAACAACACACGAUAGACCGUUGAAUCGUUUUUCCGGACCCGCCGAAAUUUUAGAUCCGGAACGUGUAUUUUAAUGUUUUUAAUACUCGUUUUAUUUUGCCGCUUUUUUAAAAUUGUUUUUUUUUUCACUGCAUAUUAUAUUUUAAUACAUUUUUAGUGCGUACAAACCCGUGCUCCAGACCAAUAGCGAUGCUGGCACGUGUACAGAAAACAAUUCCGGAGGGGGGGGGGGUACGGUUCUUAAAAAUAUGAAAUUAAAAUGCCGAACUUUUAUAGUAUAUAAUGACGCGUAACAGAAGUAGCAUUUUAUCAAAAUAGCCGAAAAGCCCAAUGAAAAAUAAUCCAGAGACGCGUCUGUUUUCCGUUCAGAUUUUCAUUCCCCAGUUCGGUCAGUCUCACCAUUAAAUAUUGUUAAACGUAGGAAAUAUCCGUUUCGGGUAAUACGCCAGACUAGAAAAAAAAAAAGCACUUCGUGCGUGCAAUUUUCGAAAAAAACGUUACGAAGCCAGCAAACGCGGGACUUUUUUGUGAUCUCUAGCCAAAAAGCAUUAUUAUACCUGUUGGCCCGAUCACGGCGUGCUGCACGGGCCUUUGUAUAAUUAGGGACGGGAAAUAUUUCGCGCACGACACUAAACAAGUGCGUCAAACACAACGCGAUUCACAUUUCUGAAAAUGAUCGAGUACCUAAUGUAUUGUGACACUGAUGCCGAACGUAUCUAAGUGGAUACUAAUUUUUAAAUAUCUUGGCCCUAUAUGCGUCCAAAAUAGUUUGUUCUUAUACGUUUUUUUUUUUUUUUUUAUUUUGUACGUGAGAUUGCGUGCGUGUUAUUUUUUUUAAAAAAAAUAAAAACGAUCAAUCUCAUUUUGUUUUUUACUAGCUAUUAGUAGGUAACACACAGGCUAAUAUAGGCUAUUCAAUUAAACGCGCUGUGUAAACAUUCUAUAUAGAUUCUGUGUGUUAUAUUAUUGUUUUCGCAUAUCAAACUGAUAGAGUAAAAAAUUAUUGUCGAUAUAAAUGGCCUAUCCGACCGAUUAUCGGCCGAUUUUCCAGUCGAAUUUACGUGCUUUUCGUGACACGAUAGCCGGUUAGGUUAUUGUUGUAUUUUGUACCUCGUACGUGCAAUAUCUAUUGAACGUUAUUUGUUUUAAUAUUUUUUACGAAUAAACUUAUUAUAAUUGUUAUUUUUUUUUUUUAACGAAAUAUCAAUUUUCGGAUUGUUUGAAUAAAAAAUAUUCGAUUGAAAUCUAACAGGAUUUUUCCAAGUAAAUUAUUAAUGCGGUUAAUAAUAUUGUAUUAUAAUUUUUUUUUAAAUCAUUUUCCCUUUUAAACAAUACGAAAAUUCGCACACAAUUUAAAAAAAUAAACACGUCAACUGUUAAACAUGUUAUUUAUACAUUCACACAUUUAACAUUGAAAUAAACGGUUUUGUUUGCCAUUCACAGUUUGCACAUGGCCCGUAAUCCUUUUCCCGCCAUACUUUUGAACAUUUUAGACAGUUUAAUUUGAAAAAUCGAUUUAGCUUCUUUUCAAUAUCUCAACCGAAAUCUCCGUGAGAAAAUGUACAGCUAUACAAUUCGGUUUAUUGUAUUUACUACGUAUCUAUAAAUUGUUUUCUAAUAGAUUCCCUUAACUGAAGAAUUAAGGAGACUCGUGUAAGUUCGAGAGUUUAAUAAUAAGCCAUAGGUUUUAGAAAUAAAAAUACUACUAUUAAGAAUCGUGUAAUUUUGUAAAUCCCAUACUUAUUUAAUGCAUUAGAAAAUAAUUACAAAUACUUAUGCUAUUUAAAAUGAUAAUAAUAAAAAAAAAAGACGGAUAUACUUCACACGUGGGUGUAGUCAUUGUUGUAGGUGGGACGUGGGACGUGAGAAGUUAACAAGGUAGGAUACAGACGGAAAUUUAAUGUAUAUCUGGAAGCAACGAUAAACAAUAACGAAAAAACGAUUCUGAGCUCGUUCAACUGUCAACUGAACUCAUUCAGUUGAUAGUGUUGCUUUGUCAACAAUAUAAAUGUCGUAUUAUGGUAAAAUGAUUACAACAAUGUGCGUUUCCAUUGCAACAAUGAUUGUUUAAAAAAUAUUAAAAUAAUAAAAACUUAAUAACAACAUAAAAUAAAUAAAAACGAUUGCCAAUGACAACCUUAUUUUCAAUCUUUCAAUCUUUUCUAACCUAAAGAACCGAUUUUUUCUCAUUGUGUCGAAUAUUAAUGAAAAUUUCAAAAAAUGACCUCUUUAAAGUAACACCCAGAGAAAAUUUUCUUUCAAAAAAGGUGCUAUACUUGAUAACCGGAGUAUGCUUUCUGGUAGAAAAAGGGUUCACAUAAAAAAAAAAGAAAUAAACAUCUUUUUAAAACGAAUACAUUCUUCGUUGAAUUUAGAAUUUAAAACAAAUUUCCUCGGAGAUUUUUCAUUUUACAGAAAUGAGGUUAAAGCCGAUUUGGCACUGACUCUAAUAUAGAUGGAAAACCGCGUACAGAUUUCGAUUACACAAAUCAUAAUAAUUAUUAUUACAACUCCAACCCGUCUCUAUUAUAUUAUGUACACUCUGUAUAUUGUAUACAUUAUCGUACUUUUAUAUGCAGAUUCAUAAAGAACGAAACGAUAAAUAUAUUAUAUUUUUUUGACUCCAUAAUAAAAGUACAAACACCUGUUGCGUUUAAGUAUACCUAUACCGAUAUUAUAAUAUAGUUACUGUUAAUAUUUUUACCGUUCUUCCGAGUUCGAGUUAUAAUAUUAACUAGAGGUAUUCUCUUAUGAGUUAUAACUCAUACAAAUAUUCACGUUAUACCUCAUGAAACUGAAAUAUUAAGUAUAUGCGCUAUUUUUAAUAAACACAAUAUAGAAUAAAAAAAAAAACAAUAUUAAUGAUGCGGAUAUAAAUUUAUUCGUUAAAAUUUAUUAUUUACUAUAACAUUAUAAUAUUAGUUUUUUUCCGCCGUCUGUAAAAACGUAAACUACACAUACAGUUCGUAUAGUGAACCAAUCAAUUGUUUUACUUUAGGGACUUGCUUUAUAAUAAUAUUAUUUUAUGUAUUGUGACGAAUGUUAUUUGGUCAGUUAUUUUUACGUUUGUAACGUUAUGUUAUAACAGUUUUCGUAUAUAUAUAUAUAUAUAUUGGGAAUCAGAAUUUUACUUUUCUAUUACCUAUACUCUAUUUGAACUUUAAAAAAAUAAAUAUAUUAACUCGUUUUAGUGCGAUUAUAUUAUAAUAAUAAUAAUAACCUACCUACUAUGUUUAUUAAAACACAACUAAAAAAGAAAGUAUUUUAAAAUAAAAACAUGUAAAACCUAUAAAAACACACUUCUUCGCAUAAUUAAAAAAAAAAAAAAAAUGAUGUAGUGAAUAUACCUCGCCGUGGAGAAUAUAAAUCCAAUAAAAACAUAGUAAAUACAUGUUUAUAGUAAACAGGUUGAUGAUUUUUUAAAUAACGGUGAGUGAUUUAGGUUUUUGAUUUUACUGUGAUUCGGGCACAUUUUUUUCUGUCUGUCUGUGUAAACAACUUUUCUAUUAGAAAUCUUGGUUCGAUCAUCAACUGUAAGGGUAAUUUCUGGAAGACAAUUUUGUCUUCCAAAAGAGGAUUUAGGAAGUUAUAUUUAAGGGGAAAAUGGAUCAAUUUACGCAUUAACGGAUUCUGUUAUUUUCUAAUGUUUAUUUAUUUUGUGUAAUUCAUCAGUUACAAACAAUCGUAAAAAACUAUAGACAAUAAUUCCCUGACUUUUUUUCUACACCAUUCUUCACUGAAAUGUUAUAACGACUGUAUAAGCAAUUUAUCAAAUUAUAACAUCGUAUGAUUUAUCAAGUAGAUUUAAAAACAUUAUAUUAUGUUAAUUUGAAGACCGACUUAUCUGAGUGUUAUACGAACUGAAUAUAGUCAAUUUAAACAUUCGCCUAAAUUUUGUGACUUUGCCUCGAUAAAAUAUAGAAGAUAAACAUAAAAGAUUGCACACGGUGAAAACUCAGUGUACAUUUUUAAUUUUUUUCACUCGCAUUCUGUUUUUUCACUGAGGCGAGGAAAUGAUUGUAUUUUUUUUUUAUUUUAAUUUAAUUAAUGUUAUUCAAACAACCGCGAUAAAAAUAGGUAACUAAAUCGUUUCGUUUAUGUUUAAUUUUCAGAAGGUUAAAUUGUUAAGUAUACAACAACUUUUACCUUACAAAAAUAUAAUUGUGUUGUUUAUUCGUCGCAGUUGUGAAAUAAUAUUUUUAUAAAAUAUGAGAUAAUAAUAAUAAUGUGUUAUCAUUGUAUAAAAAAAAUAAUAAUAUUAUUGUCGUAACGAAAAUAAAGCACGUUCGCGACAUAUUGCAAUUCACACUUACUUGACUGUAGUGUACGUUGUAUACGAAAAUUUUAUUAUAAUUGCCGUAUUGUAAAUCGCUAAUGAAAAACGAUUCGGAGCGAAAUUUAUUUUAUACACGACGUUAAUUUUCCCGUUUUUUCCAAUCACGAUUGAGGAUGUAUUAUGAAAACCGCUUGGAAAAUCAAAAAAAUGGUCUAAUUUACCACUAGGAUAAAAUGUUAUUUCAAAAAAGUUCUACAGUUGAAAAUCGAAGUAAGAUUUCUGGUAGAAAAAUUGUUCACAGAUAAAAAAAAAAAAAAAAAACUUAGUCAUGAUUGUAAAACCAAUACAUCCCUCUCCGAAUCUAAAUGCGAUAAAGUAGGUACCGAUUCAAUAAUCUAUUGAAAAUAUCUACGGUUGUAAAUAUUCAUUUUUCAAACCGUAUGACUGAAUAAUUUUUUCCAUAAAUCGUUUACAAAUAUUACAAUAAAUAUCACCCUGUGCUCGUAAUCGUUUGCGGCAGUAUUGUUUUAGAGUGUCGAAAUGUUCACUUGAGUCACCAGCCACCGGGCCCGUUAUAAACGUUUCGUCUAUUCGUAAAACAUUACGAAUUUAAUUGUAAUUUGAUACGAUAUGAUAUUUUUCGCGGUUACUACGCAAUUGUUUAUUUACAUUACGCGAAAUACAUUAAAAAUACAACGCGCACGCACAAUAUAUUGAUUUGUCACGUUUGCUACUUGGAAAUUUAAAUUCGAGUGCUCACCUAAAACAGUUUUCGUUGGUAUUUUAAAUACGACAAUUUUAAAACCGCAACGUUCUACACAUGAAUGAUGAAAACAAUAUCUUCGGACGAGAGGUUGAAAGAUUGACAAUAACAUCAGAACGUCACGGACGGAUACUUGUACGGAGCGAAGGACUCUACGGAAUUCUCAUAACAUGAUAAAAUAAAAUAUAUCCAACUGGUUGGUGCGGUUACGAUAAAAAUAUACCUAAUAACAAUUAACCCGGGUAAUUAUUUAUAGGUUAGGUUAUACGCACUUAAUGAUUACAUACUCGCGAUGCUUUCCGGAACCGGUCAACGGGACACUGUCGUGUUUAAAACAUUUUUUUUUUUUUUUUUUUUAUACGAUUAUAAACAACGCGCAGUCUUAUUGUUUUCAAUUUAUAAUAUUUGUCGUCCGCAACAAAAGGCGAACAACUAGCCAAAUUAUAUAGUUCGCACAUUUUUCGUCCGGUUCGGUUCGAGUAUAGUAUACCUGAGUAUAAUAACCGAGCAUCCGGAAACACGUUCACGUGAACCACACGUAUGGUGAAAUCCGAAACGAGCCGACGUCGAUUAUACUGUAUACACGUUUAUUUAUAUAUUGCGAUAUAGAUUUUACAUAGUAGUAAUGCGAAAUAAUAUUAUUGACGUCGAUUAAUUACUUGCAUCAUUCGGGUUUAAGCGAAAACAACAAAAAAAAAAAACGUAUUAAAAAUUGGAAUAUUAAAAGUGUAUUUAUUUUUCACCCGCUCAGCGGUGUCUAAAUGAAUAAAUGCAUCGGACAUCCAAUUAAACUUAUGUGUCAACACAUUAACGCGUGCGCACCAGACACCUAAUAUUCCACUAAGCAUAAAUACGAAAAAAUAUAUCGAUUGAUUUUUAACACAAUAUAUUGCACCCAUUUUCGACCGCGGUCCAGUAAAGGUGAAAAAUAGCGGAGAAAAAAUCCCAACCGAGAUUUGAUGUACCUGUUAUUAUUUAAACUAAAAAAAAAAUUAAAAACCACUUCCAAGUUCAACGAAUGCAAUUUUUUACCGAUGUUUUCGAAAAUAUCGCUAAAAUCGGAACAAUUUUCUUUGGGAAAAUCGAGUCCGUUGAGUUUUGCACAUGCAAUUAUGUACAGUUCGCUUUUAUUAUCGUGUGAAUUCCUGUGCGGAUACCUAUAACACACACAGUGAAUCCGCUCGCUAAUAUAUUUUCGAAGAAAACCGCCUAAUCAAAACUGUUUUUUUUUUUUUUUUUUUAAUUGACAACCAACACCUCCUUGGUAUAAUAUCGGACGAUUAUACAGUUACACAGAAACAUACGUUAUAUUCAUAUAACACUAAUUUGUGUGCGUAAGUUUAACGCAAAACGGUUAUGAUGUACUUACUAAUAAAACAUUAACAAUUCGUUUUUAAUGAUCAACGCACGUUCAUUCGGAUCUUUCGAAACAUUCGGUUCAAUAUAUUUUAAUGAACCGUUAACCGAGCAACGAGCAUAAUACUAAUAAUUUGAAAAAUCGACCGGACGGACACGUCGUCGAUUCCUGUGUAAGUAUUAUAGUAUUAUACUUAUGUUUAACAUUUUAGACACUCAACAGACGACCGUGUUUUUUGUUUACGACGAUUGGUAUUUCGUUUGUUUACGUGCGUUAUUUUUAAUUUUCCGCGUGUUUUCGUGAACGAUAUAAUAUUAGAAAAAAAAAAAACAAACAUAGCGUAUGUCAAUAUUAAUCCAAAACUUUGAUAACGAAUUCACGUGAACGAGAUAUAAAAAUUCCAAUAUUAAAUUUAUUUUUAUAAAUAUAAUUUUUAAAUGAAUAUAUUUCUCCGUUGACGGAAACACAUUAUUAUGAUGCAUUUUGAAAUUCAAAACUAAAUAGUAGUGAUGGUAUCGUACCAUAAGGAUGACAGAAAAUAAGGACAAUGUAAUAUUUUAUAGCUGCUUGUGUCUUGAAUUCCUUACGAUUCACGCCCCCCCCCCCCAAAAAAAAAAAAAAAGAAAAAAGAAAUACCGAACUAAAUGUUUAUACAUUCUGAGGUCUUACGUUACAUCGAUCACUCUGUACACGAGUAUACCGAUGAUUCAGAAUAACUAAUAUAAAUACAUAUAACAAUUUACAAGUAUGUAAUCGACCGUAAAAAAAAAAAAAUUACUUUUUUAAAAUCAAUACAAAUAAAACUCUAAGACACAACUGCAGUGCGUUUAUGAAUAACGAAACAAAGACGGUUCAAAAACAGUAAUAGUUCAGCACGCUGCGUACAUAAUACUAAUUUCUUUCAGGCCUCUUGUUGAUGAAUAAACGAUUAUUUUUGUUGUAUAAGACUGUUUGCAUUAAAUUGUUAGUGAUAACUGAUGAUUGGUGGAGAAUAUGAAAACAACUAUGGCUAAAAAGGAAAAACAGGGUGCCUACAGAAACACGGUGGAUAUUAUAUUGCAGGUCACGAUUUAGGGUAGAAGACGACGGACUGUGUGGGACGGACGUGUUCGGCGACAGAAUUUAUUUCAGACCUUCACCUUCGGCAGGGGUGGGUGUAUCGUAAAUUUCUAAAGGGACAUGUCAAAGGCAGAGCCGAAUCUAGGAAUUUUUAUGCCUAUCCGGGGAAAACAUUAAGAAAAUACGGUCAAUAUAAGAACAUUUUGUAGUUUGUUAAAAUACGGUUAUUUAUACACCUAGCACAAUAUUUUAGAUUCUUAAUUUAGCGAAGAAUGUAUCGGUCUUGCAAAUAUAUGAAUUUCUUUUUUUUUUAUGUGAACACUUUUUCUACCAGAAAGCUUACUCCGAUUAUCAAGUAUAGCACCUUUUUCCGAAAUAUAAUGUUCUCUGGGUGGUACUUUAAAGAGGUAAUUUUUUGAAAUUUUCAUUAAUAUUCGAUACAAUGAGAAAAAAUCGGUUCUUUAGGUUAGAAAAGAUUGAAAGAUUGAAAAUAAGGUUGUCAUUGGCAAUCGUUUUUAUUUAUUUUAUGUUGUUAUUAAGUUUUUAUUAUUUUAAUAUUUUUUAAACAAUCACUGUUGUCAUGGAAACGCACAUUGUUGUAAUAAUUUUACCAUAAUAUGACAUGUAUAUUGUCGACAAAGCAACACUAUAAACUGAACUCAGCUCAGAAGCGUUUUUUCGUUAGCAAUUGUUUAUCGUUGCUUACAAGUAUACAUUAAAUUCCCGUCUGUAUCCUACCUUUCCAACGUUCCGCUUACAGCAGUGGUUGCGUCCACGUGCGAACUAUGUUCGUUCUUAUUUUUAAAAUUUUAUUGUCAACAAAAGGUGUCUCUCAUAAUCGGCUCAUAACUCGUCUUACAUUUUCAGGGGGCGGUAUACAUUUUUCUGAGCAUUGGACGGGAUAUAAUACCGCUCCUCCCUUCUGAAAUGAUCACUGCUCGGCAAAGUUUGAAUUCAAUUAUAUGCGCCCGGUAACGGAAGGGAAAAUAUAUCUGUUUGAAGAGACGGAAAGACGGAGAUUAUUGACUAGGAAUUAAGAGGGGGGACUCUGACAUGUAUGGAUAGUUGGAGGUGUGCGUGGGAAUUAUGGUCCGAAAUGGUCGGUAACCUGAAGAUGAAGAAUGAGUAGAAAGAACGAUAUAAUAUUUGACCGCAGCUGUUUUCAGAUUAAAAUUGUAAUAGCAUUAUGUUAUUAAAAAGGAACACACCGGAGACUUGAGAUUCGAGAAAAAAAAAAAAAAAUUCGUAAUCGUGUGAAAUCCGGAUUAAUAAUUGCAUAAUAAAACAAUAGGGAAUACAACAGCCUGUUUAAAAAAAAUCCAAAUACGGUUCCGAUUUUUUACUAUAGUCAGCAUUAUUAUAAUACACACAUUAUUAUGCGUGCGUAUAGUCAUAUACGCACAAGCAAUUGCAACUUUUACGUAAUAUUUUUUUUUUUAUUUUCGAUUGUAUAUGCAACACCGGAAUAAAUAAAUAACCAGGAAAAAACCACAUAAAAAUCGGUCUGCUUCCCGAAUACAGCCGAGAGUGUUGUGUAAAACGAUUAAAAUUAUUCACCCGGUCGAUUUAAGAACGAUAUUAAAUAAGAAAGUUGCAAAUUAUCGAGUGAAUGUUAUUUUUUGCACGUAUUCUCUUUAAUGUUAAAACGAUCUACUGGAAUAACGGUCAAUACAAAUAUAUUAUAAUUUUUAUUUUCAAAAGUUUCGGUAUCGACCUAUAUGCAGUUUUCAAGCACCUUUUCUAUCCUGAGCAUAGUAUUACAUUUGCUGUCGGUGUCGGCGAGCGAUAAAAAUCUGUGUGGACAAUAAAUAACUUAUAUUUUAGUCGUUUUAAGAAUAUUGAGUUUUCCGUCGUGCGUCGAUUUCUCUCGAUUUCGUUUCUCUAAAAUUUUUAUCGCACGCGACACGACUGGAUUAUCUCUUGUGCAUUUCCGUAUUUUUUUUUUUUAGACGUUUCUCACCAUUCUAUUUUAGAAUAUAUUACACCACGAGGGUGUAAUACCGUCGAGUUCAAGUAUCAGAAUACAAGGUGUUUCACGGACACCUAACGCGUGCAAUGACUUUUGUUUUGUGCAAUACUUGUUUCUUGUAAUAAUGACUAUGGAUCCUUGCGCAUUAUUUGUCUACUACGUAAUGUUUUUAAAGUUAAGUAAACAAAUUUAUAUUUAAAAAAUAUCCAAGAUGGCCGUUUUAUAAAUGUAGUUUGAAACAAUAUUUGGGCGUUAAAAAUAAUUACUAAUGACCCAAUCGUUAGUUUUCUAAAACAUUUUGAAGUGAACAAAAAUCAUUUUCCAUGAGAAAAUGGGCGAAUCGAUUUAUAUUAUUUGGUAUUGGCAAUGAAAGCGAUUGAAAAUAUCGUAAACUUCAAACAAAUCGCGAACAAAUAAUAACGGUUCACCGUUAGUAAGUAUUAUAUUUGUAAGACUGAAAUUCUAUAUGUUCACACCAACGACCAAUGACCGUCGUGGAUUUUGUAAAAACAGUUUUUAUUUUAAUUUUCGGUUUUAGGAUAUGUAUAAAGUAAAAGAAUCACAGGGCAAGGUUUCUGCGGUGAUUGUUACAAGAAAAAAAAAAAAAAGAGAAAAUUAAAAAUACCGUACAAAAGCAUUUUUCAGAUUUCCGUUAAGCACACCACGCUGUAUGUACCAUACAUAUAUAUUGUACUUGUGUAUGAUUAUAUUUCGAAGGGAACUUGUAGUGAAAAAAAAAAAAAUCCCUUUUCUCCCUUUGUACGCAACCGAAAUCGAUAACCGAGGUGUCAUUUGAAAGACCGAAAGUUACCGGCCUGUUCUCGGAUUCGCUACAACACAUGUUUGCCGUCCAUUCCGUUCUCGCGGGUCCAUUGCCGUGUUAUCAGAAACGUGCGCAGAUUCUUUAGGCGAGGAAAGCACCGACCCUUGAAAUCAAUAAGCCUUACACAAAACCGUAUUUGACGUAAAAAGCUCAACUAUUUCGGGGAGGAUUUAAUUAUUCAUAAUAUUGAUUUUGUACAUUUGUAAUAUACCCUAUUUGGUGGGACGGGGGCACUCGGCUGAGUUUCAGCGGCCCCGAACUUUCCAUCAGUCUACAAAAAAAAAAAAAAAAAAAAAAAGAACGUCAGAGUUCAACGUGUUCAUUAAAUUCGUAUUUAACAUGUUUUACUUAAAAAAAAAAAAAACACUUCGGCCGCAGGGGAGGCAGUUGCCUUUUCCGUUCGCACGAAUAUUAUUCGCCGAUUAAAACAUUACCCAUUAACGAAUCCAAUUUAACGCUGUACACGACGUUACAAAUAAAUAUGAAACGACAUUUACACAAUUUUUAUUAUCAUCGUUUAAUAACAUUUAUUAAUAUAAAUAGCUAAUAUAUACGUAUUAAUAUAAAAGUACACAGUAUAAUCAAUUUAUUCGUGUUUUUUAAUAUUGUUUCUACGUUAUAAUUUUGCCGCGGCAGGACCGCCGUAUGAAUAACGAUGAUCGGGUUUGAUCCCCUGUACAAAAAUAUCCGCGUUACCGUUUAAUAUAAACGACGGAGCAUUUUAUCGAUACCGUAUUAUUUAAACGCGAAAUAUUAUUCGUUCGUAACGGCGAUAAAAAAAAAAAAAUACAAGUAAUAUAAUUUACACCUAUAUAGGAACUUACAUAGGAGUUUUUUCCUAUUUUUAUUGAAAAAAAAAAAAAAAAUACAAAUACAAAAAUCUUAUAGCGAAUCGACGAACGCGACUGAUAAAAUAUACACAAAUAGUUGACAAUCGGCUAACAUAACACAUAGCCGUCGAUAGAUUAAAACAUUAUUGAUGUUAUUAUUUUUUCAUACCUAUACGAUAUUGUUAUAAUAAUUUAAACGGGAUAUUCUUCAAAACCGUGGAAAAAUAAGUGGGGAGAGGGGGGGAAACAGUUUUUUUUUUCGAUAAAUAUUAUUAUAUAAACUUGUAUAAAACUCUUAUUCUCUAUCUCUCUCUUUUUUUCUCUCUCUCUUUUUUUCUCUCUCUCUCGUUCUCUCUCUCUCUCUCUAUAUAUAUAUAUACGUGUAAUAAAAAAAAAGGUAACUAUACCUAUAAUACAUGAAUGAUAAAAAGUAUACGCGGGUACGUCGUCCGGCUCGCGUGUCUGCCGGCGAUUUUGUGCACAGUCGGCGUUUGUGCGGCGAAGAAGUUUUACGACCGUUUUACGAUCGCAAAGCGGCAGUAGUCGGGCCGCAGCGUACGCAACGGCAAUAGCAACACGCAGUAGGCACGCAAAGGUUGGCGCAGCGUAGAAAACACAAAUUACGAAUUGUAUUUCACCGCGCGGGCACGGCUGACGCGGCGAGUUUUUCACGUUUUCGCCGGGCGCGUGAUUGGCCGCGACAGAUCAACGCGAUCCAUCGGUGUACGAGACUUUUUUUUUUUUUGUAAAUUUUUUAUUAUUUUUAACGUUUUCGGUUCGCGUCGCGCGUGCCUCCCGGAAUUCAGCAACGUAUGCAACGCAAAACGAAAACAAUCAUUGUACCAGCAGAGCGCAUCGGAAAAGUUUGAUUCGGCAACGAAACGGGGCCGACCGCGUCUCGCCGUCGACCGCCGAAAAUGUCCGCCCGGAUCCGGCGUCCGAAUUUCGCCGCCGGAUCGGUUCCCGCGUUUAGCGUUCGCGCCGGCGAUUCGCCCGAUACGCUCGGCGGCAACGGGGGAAACGCGUCGCGAUCGCGUCCCCGCGCGGAUUUCGGUUGGCGACGGCCAACCGCGACGACGGGGGGGGGNGGGGGGGGGGGGGGGUCCGUCGCCGUUCAGUCGAACGUUCGGUACGCGCACGCCGCGAUUACGGACGCUCGUCGUUGGAUAUCCUCCGUCGCCCGUCGGUCGGUUUGAUGACCCUUCUUUGGUCUGUAUGAUUUAUAUUAUAUAUAAAUAUAUUUAUUUUUUUUGUUUUGUUUUUUUUUUUUUUUGUUCCUUUCAUCGUACAUACCGAACACGCGUCGUCGGCCGCGCGCAUAGGCAUACGGGCGCGCGGAAUGCCCGCGGAAACAAUGCGAUAUUAUAUUAAAAAUUUGUCGCACGUAGAGCCGUGACAAUACGCGCGCGCGAUACGCAUUACAAUAAUAACGUUACCGCAUUGUACCGUUUCAACAGUGCGCGCGCCCGACGACGACGAGCAGAACGCUGCGCACGUUCGCGCGUAACAGCGCGUCAAGACCGCGCAACGCGCCGCGAACGCUGACGAACGGACCCGCGCGCAAACGGCCGCGCUCGGAACAGCGGGACCGCGCUGUCCGCGAACGGCGCGCGCGAGUCGCGACCGAACGUCCGUCGAAUUCGCGUUCGGGAUCGGCGGAUCCGUUCGCGUUCGCUCGUCCGCGAUGGGACGUCGCGCGCGCACGGGCCGUCUCUGCCCAAACUCGGCGGUCGGCGCGGCGGGACUCCGGAGAUUGAAAUAUUGCAGUUUUGAACGUAAACGUGUGAAGACGAGAACGUUUUCGAGGGCUGCGCGUAUGUUUUUUUUCUACGACGAUUAGUUACAACAGCCGUGUCGGUUGUUUUUGUUUUUUUUUUUUUUCAACAGAAAAAAUGCCGCGCACCCUCGGAAAUGUCCUCCUGUCUGCGUUUCGACACCAAUUUCAAUCCGAACGGCGCGUAUUACGUUUCCGCGUAACGGGAUUCCGCUACGCUGGUGUGCGUCGAUCAGACCGAGACGGCAAAGGCGCGCGAGGCGUCCUCUAGCGCCGUCGUCGGCGCGCGGGAAAAACAUACGAGCGAAAGAACAAUGACAAACAAACGGAAUUAUAAAUUGUUAUUUUAGGUUAAUUUUCGGUUCUUCGGUGGGGCGGCGCGUAAUUGUUUCGAUUCCCGUGACCGCGGCCGACAACGUCACGGCGGCGGCACUCUCAGCGCGCUACUUGUUGUUGCGGCCGGCGGCGUCGGACAUAAUCUUCCUCCGGCAUAUUUUCAUUCCCAACGGGCCUUGACGCACUUUUUUGAAGCAGUUUAUGGCCUGCGCGUGCGUCAUCCCGCUGACGGAUUCGUCGUUGACGCACAAUAUCUCGUCACCUGCGAACACGAAAUCAAACCCGGCCGUUAAAAAAAAAAAAAAAAAAAAUAUAUCAUACACCGGCGUGCCCGGGGAAUUGCCAGCGGGAAAGGGUUUGGUAAACGGCGACCACGAUUGACGAGUGAAUCGCAUGGAUCCCCUUCCCGUUUCGCCUAAACGACAAUGCGGAAUUUCGAAGACCGACGAAAACGCCGGAUUUCUAUGUCGCCGCAUAGCGCACCUAACCUAACCGUGGCGUUUGGCCGAAAGACCGGAGCAUUUAAUGUUGGGGAACAACCGCCGCGAACAAACAACCGCAGUCGCCGUGUUUUUAAACCGAUCUUGCACGGGGGAGGGGGGCGGUCACAGCCGUUGACCGCCUCUCAUUCCCCGUGCGCGCUACCGCGUACGGCGCGCGCAGAGUAUUGACAUUGUCGUUGCCGUUGUAAAUGAUACGGGCGCGUGUCGGGCGCAGAAUGUGCAGCGGCUGUCGGGGUCGUCGUCGACCGCUCUCACGGUUUCGAAAAUUCCUCGCGUCCGUUAUUCUCUUGCCGUCCAUCUCCCCCUUCACUCCACCCCCCCCCAACCGAUCGUUCGCUUACUUUUCCCCGGCCGCUUUGAGAACACAUUCGCAACGCAGUUUGGCGGCGCGUUGCCGCCUUUACGUUUCGGACGUUUUUCCGCGGGCAAUCUCCGAGAAGACGCAUUUUUUGAAAUUCUCGUCUUUUAACGCAACGCGAAUCGUUUGCGCGCCGGCCGUCGCCGUCCGCAAACCGCGCAAACACAACCAAAGCACAAUCAUCAACCGCCGUAAUAUUAUAAUCGCACUGUUAUUUCGACGUUAGAAUAUUUGCGGUUAGGAAAUCGCGAUAUCACCCCCCCCCCUCUCUCUCGCCAAGAUGAGUUAUACGCUUAAAUAAUAGCACGUCAAAUGUCAGUCAUUUCAAUUUUUUUUGUUUUUCCCCCGGCUAAUUACUCACGGGUUUUAUAUUUCGCGGCGGAAAUUUAACAAUUUAUAUUGCCGAUGGCGGUCGUAAAUUUGUCGGGCUUUUUAUCACCCAACGAUUUUUAAUGAAUUGCCGUUUACCGAACGGAUACGCAAUACUGACGACAUUCGGACCGCGAACUUAACGUUUUUGGUCGCGUCCGGUCGUUUGCCGUUUUACGCGCAGGUCAACGGUGUCGGACAUUCGGCUGUUCGGGUGUUUUAAAUGUGUAAAACGUGGCCGUGUUUCAUACGGGACACGAUGAGUGUACGGCACGUGCGCGUGGAUAAUUUAUACCGCGGGCUUACCUUCGAGUAGUGUACCGUUCUCGGCGGCCUGGCCGCUCGUGAAAACGGUCUUGACGAAUAUGCCCAUUUCGCCCUUUGGCGAAUCCGACCCGCCCACGAUGCUGAAGCCUAACGACUUGUGACCGGCACCCUUAUAAAACGUCACGGCCAUGUACACGGUGCUCAUGGUCGGAGUCGGGGAUUUCGACGAACGGCCGUUGUUCAUUUUGUUGGCCAGAACUCGGUUGAUGACGGAGAUCGCGUUUUGUUUGGCCUCCGCGUCGCAGUAGCUGCGGUCGGGAGUUCCGGCUGCCGCGGCGGUGACGGUGGCGGCGGCGGCAGCGACCGGGUCCGUUUGUUCGGAUCUGGACAGCACGAUGUCCACGUAAUAUUUGGUGGCUAUGGAAAAACUGUGUUUCAGUAUUUUCUCCACUUCGUACAUGUCGGUAAUGCCCCGCAACAGCUUCCCGUUGACGUUGAUUAUCUCGUCGUUGAUUUUAAUUCUGCCGUCCCUGCGGAAAACACGUGGUUAUUAUUUGUUAGGUUAUUCGCGCGUUUGUUUACAUGCUAUUCUAUUAUUAUCGGUCCGCAAAGUGAUACCGCGAGGUAGGAGCAGUUGUUCACGAACGAACGGUGGCGGGACGGUUACGGGAAACGCCGGGCAAUCCGUCUAGAGUACAAUCGAACUAUUUACAAUAUAAAUUUACCUAUACGCUAUUUUGCCGGGCUCUAGUUUCAUCACGACGAACCGGGUCUCGUUGUAGUCAGCCACGUGCUUGACGGCCAUUUUCAAAUAGAUGCCGAUGUCGUCUUCGUAUUGGGCUUUAAGCAACCGGACUAUUUGCAUGCGACACCGCAAAUCGUUGAGGUCGGCCGGCAACGACGACAGGUCGGCGCACGGCGGCGGCGAACGGUUCUUGACGAACAUGCGACGAUGGAAAUUCGGCGUCUCCUGUUUCGACUGUUGUCUGUCCGACCUUAUGCGAUCGUUGAUCUCGCGGUUUUUCUUGUAAAACAGGCACAUGGACGGUACGUUGUAGUCUUUGUCGCUGUGCCGUCUGGGUGACGCGGGCUCCGGUUGUUCCUGUUCGAACUCGUUCAGACUGUCCGUGGCCAGCGAUUUGGUGUCCCCGAAUCCGCUGUCCUCGUCAGUGCAGGCUUUUCGGUGAUGGUGGUGAUGGUGGUACGUGUCCAUCGUCCUGGGCCCGUCGCUGUCGUAUCCCGAUUCGUUGGACGAGCUCAGGUUGCUGAACACGCGUCGGUAUUCCCGGUCGUCGUUGUCCAUUUCUUUGAACAGCUCUUCGGUGACUACUAUUUCGUGGUGGGCGGUACCACCGAUACUGUUCCUGUUCUGUUUUACGCUGGCCCUCGCCUGAUGCAAAUGAUGGUGGCUAAUAGCGCCGCCUCCGCCGUUUUCUUCCGGCAACACGGACAACCUGGACCUGAGGAACGCGUACGGGAAGUUUGGUUUUUUCGAAGUACCCAACUUCGAAAUGUUGUCACAGCUCCGGGUUUUCAGGGGCACGUAACCGGGUUCGGUGGGGGAUUUCGCGUCGGCGCAGUCCUCGGUGUCGCAGUGCAUCAGGACCCGCGGUUCCCCGCCGGGGUCCAAACAGUCAGCGGGAUCGUCUCCUUUCAUGUACGACGUUGCCAAGUGGGAAGUGGACACGCUCCUGUACAGCUGACAAUCGCCGUUCUGCAUCCGGCUGGACUGUUGCAACUUUUCCCGGAAACUGUUGCUGUACAGGCGCGAAUAGCUCAGCAUGCCGGUGGACCCGAUGCGCGUGAAAAACCCUUUCAGCGUUGAUGACUUGUUCUCGUUGCAGGACGACGGUUGACCUAGUGGCCACACCGGUUGUUUGCAGGUCACGCUGUCCCUGGACGAAAGGCUGUCCAGAGAAUCGCGGGACUCGCUCCUCCGAAAAACCUCCAGCCGUUUGCCCAUUUUUCUGCCCCAAGUGAUUAGUUCUGUAACAAAAACAGUCAAACAAUCAAAAUGUUAUAAUAUUUAAUCUUAUUGUUUUCUAAUAAUUUAAGUACGGUGGUGAAAGAAACGUCUAAUUAAAGUAUACGUUUGGAAUAUGGCACUAAUUAUGGGUGUGAAAUUCAUAAGUCGGACCAGAAUUUUGUUGAAAGUUUCGACGUGCGGUUUUGAAGACGAACGAUGUGAAUUAGUCGGAAAAAAUGGCGAACGAACUACAGCGUACUAAGCGAAGUAAAUGAAACCAGCCAAAGAGACACUCAGAUACUCAUAACUCGAGUUAUGAGGUGGAAUAUGAUCAUAUUGGACGCGUUCCGAAAAAAACAAUUGGAUACUUGUACUAAAAAUACGCAAAAAACCCUAUUUCGCCAUAUUAGUGGUUGAUUUUUCAAAAGUAUGUUCUUAGGCGGAUGCCUAAAUCACAAUAGCUAUUGCUUGCGCCGAAUUUCAGCUCGAUCCGUCCCGCGGUUUGAGCUGUGCGAUGACGAAUCGGCCGGGCCAUGCUAUUUUAUACAUACGGCGAGUAUGUCAUAUAUUAUAGAUAACAGGCUAUAACAGACCGGAGAACGAAUGGCAAAAGAGACCGAGGACGACCAAAAACAACAUAUAUAUCGAAAAGGUGAUUUCCGACGCGGCACUGACAGACUAUUGUGAACUGAAGAGGUUAGCUGAUGAUAGAACAGAGCGGAGAGGAUACGGAAAACUGCGAACACCGACCUUACGGUCAAAUACCGGAAGAGAGCGGUCUUUGGAAUUUCAAACCCCCCCCCCCUUUAAGUUUCCGAUUUUUUUCACUAUUGUAAAUAACGCCGGAUUCGUAAUUACAGAACGAGUAAAUAAGUGUAUAGGCGUGUUCCGAAUAGUUUUCACGUAGACGUUUUACUAAAAAUGCAAAUACGCAUUUCGCAGUGGAAUCUACACUGUCGCGCCGUGCAUACGAUUCGGAAGAUCGGUGUGCACGCGUAUGUAGACGAUGCCGUCACACCGUAGGGUUUCCGAUCGGCAAAAAAAAUAAAAAAUCUUGUACAGCAGUAGCUGCGGCGGCGGCGGCGGCGGCGGCGGCGAGCAUAACGAACAAACGAUUACGCGGUCGGUAAUUAAAACAGAAAGACGUAUCUACACGCGCGCGCGAACGACGGGGACGCGGAUUCUUCUUUUUCUGCUUCUCGCGCGCGCGUGCACGCGACGCCUCUAAUCGCCUCGAGAUUGCUCACGCGGCUCGACAGCCGUGCGCGUACGACGCGCACGCAAAUGGCGGUACGCGUCGGCGCUGCGGCAGAGCAAUCGUGACCGGCAACAAUCGCACUCAAGAAACCUUUAUUAUUAUUAUUGUUUUACUUCGAUUCGUUUUUUCGUGUACGCGCGUACAUCACACGCAACGCGAUAUAAUGGCAAAAGUUGUCCGAUCCCCUUCGUACCGCACGCGUCCCCGCGCGCGCCGCACCCGUACGCAUACAUGCGCGCGUAUGCACGUAUACCGUAUUACCGAGAUCAACCAGUCGAGCAACCGCUCAAGGUUGUCGGGUUUACGGUACGUCCAAAAUUUCAUUAUCGUCCCAAGGUCGCGCGCAUACGCGUACACGUAUUUAUUAUUAUACACGGUCGGAACGAGACGGCGGCGGCGACCGACGUGCGUUUCUUUCGGCGUGCGCGCGCGCCACCGUCCUGCUGGUAACGCCGCGGCGCGAUAAGCACAACGGGGUUGACGAUUUGCCCCCGGGGCGAGAUUUUUAUUUUAAACGACCGCGAACUGUUCGCGGUCCGCGGCCGCAGCGUAACAGCGUUCCGCCGCACCGGUACCACUAUCUGUGCACCGAUAUUAUGCCAUCACGCGUAUUAACAACGACCGGGUCCGGAUUAAUUACGAUUGGGCGCGCGUGUAAUAAUUUCGAUCGCGAUACACGCGGAUAUCGUUCGAUGUACGUCACCGUGAUACGAACGUCUACAGGGUGUUUUAACACGCCUGCUGUUCCUUGGCUGUCGCUAGGGGAUGGAUGGGCGUGUGUGUGUGUGUGUGUGUGUGGGAGGGAAAGCGGGCGGACUAGGACCCGCGUGUUUUACUCGUGUUCGAGGUCUCGCUGUCGAGAAAAAAAAAAUACGACCACCUAAACGCCAAAAGUACAGUAAUGCGAUCGUGGUCUUAGAAGAUAAGAUAGGAGAGACGCUGGGAUAUCAAACGCGCGGCGCCUUUGAGGGCUGUCGUUUAAGUGUAUAUUUUAUCCGUUAUUUCGGUGGCGUGACUGGCGUAACUUUGCGGAUUUUAGGGUGUGGAGUGGACAAAUCGCGUAUUUUACAAGGGAAAACCGUGUCCACAGACUAGAAUAAAAAAAUAAAAUAAAAUAAACAUCUUAUUAAAACCAAUAGCUCCCUGGCUACGUUCGGAAUCUAAAAUAAAAGGCAGCCAUUUAAUAUAUUUAUUUUGAAACAAUACAUUGCUGCAAUGAAACAUCUUUCUAAUUAUGUGUGGUUAAUUAUUCUAAAUUUUUUUGAAGUUUACAAAAAUUACAUUUUUUUUUUUUAUUUAUACUACUAAAUAAUAACUAAAAUACAAUUGGUUCACCACUUUUUCAUGAAAAAAUACUCAUAGUGAUAUUAUUAUAAAUAUUCAUUUGUUAUAUUUAAGUUAUUAUACUGGGUAUUGACGUAUAUAAGUACGAAUCAUAAAAUCAUAAAACAUGAACAAAUACUAAUUAUUACAAAAAAAAAAAAAAAAAACAAAUUUAAAAAUAUUGAACAUAUACUUAAUAAAAGUUAUUGUAAUUAUCAGAACUCCGUAGGAAAUAACGAACCGAAAUUUUGUUAAUAUAUCGCAGUUCUUUUUACGAUACAUUACAAAAAUUAAAAUUACAACUUAAAAGAAAUAUUUAACGUGUAAUAAAAAUUAUUGCAUUUGUCAGAACUCCGUGGGACACCCUGUAUAUUAUGUUGUUAUGAAUAAAUAAUUUACAACGACGAGUCUUUUGAAUAUUAUAUUGGUUUAUGAUGUUCGUAAAUUAUAUAUUAUUUUCGUUUAUAAACAACGCGCAUACAAAUUUAUGUACGUAAAUAAAAUAUUAUUGGUAAAAUACGCCUAAUACAUAUAUAUAUAUACACAUAUAUUUUUAUUGUAAUCGGAGAAAUGUUCAGUUUUCUUUUGUGUUACCUAUACGUAUAAAAAAAAAAAAAAAAAACUACGUUUGUAUAUUAUAAUAUAUUUGACAGGAACACGACACGGGCACGAGUCAUAGAUAUAAGUAUAGGGGAUUAAUGGCCGUGAAAGUUAAAACUAACAAACCGCCGCCGUGCGAAUAGGUCAAUACUCGGAGAAUUAAAAAAAAAAAAAAACAAAAAAAACAAAACAAAAAAACAAAUACACAUUUAAAGUGUAGCAACGUUGUUUCGUUCGUUUUUUUUUAAAUUUCUAACACGACCUCUCGUGGAUUCAUUAUCAAGUCAAUAUAAAAAUUAUGGGUAGUUACGUUUUAAUCUAAAAAAAAAAAAAAAAAUCUACUCGUUAAGUGCUUUAAAAUACAUUCAGUACUAUAGAUGGGCGAAACGAAAACUUUGGUAUUGGAUACUCGAUUUUCGAUGUCUUUGAAAACAAAAUACAACACAAAUAUUAACAUUGUCUCUAUAUAAAAUAUACAUUAAUAUAUUCACGACUUUGUGUCCCGACUGACGCACAUUUUAAACCGUUGUGGUUAGAAACAUGACAUUUUCACAGUCGAUACAUUUUAUGCCACAGACAUCCACUAAGGAAGGAUUUUUGAAAUUAUUUAACGAAGUAGGUACUUUAAAACGCAUAAUACAAUAAAAACGAUAAUUUAUUCAACACCAAACUGUUUAACCACCAUAAUCACGUUAUCACUGACCAUUUUAAGAUAAACCGAUACCAAGAAUUACACAGAUUUCGAUAUUCGAUAAUGUCACAAGUAACGAAGGUUUCGAGGUAUCAAAUCGCUCAUCCUUUAAGUACACUGACUUAAAUUCAUUGUUAAAUUAUACCUACCAUAUAUACGAUUAUACUUAUUGAAUUUCAAGUUUCGGACAAAUUGUAGUUAGCGACAAUAAUUCUAUCGCCGUCUCGAAAUAUAACACGAUACUGAUCUGUAUAAUAACGAAACCCGUCCUAGGGUAUUAAUGAACACAACUAUAUUUGAAUAUUAUUAUAUAAGUAUAAUACGUACAAAUAUGAAAAUAUGAUUAUCUGGUAAAAAAAAAAUGGAUAUAAUAAUCUAGACGAAAUUCACGGCUUCGGAUCUGUAGCGAAAUAAUAAUAAUAAUAUCGUGUUCAACAAACUAAAUCAGGUUCCUUGGUCGGUCGUGUAGGUACAUACAGGGUGAUACAUUUUAUCGCGAUCCAGCGGUUUUGUCGGAAAAUUGAUGGUGAGUUUGGAUUUUCAAACAGCAGCCCACUCGCUCCUUUUGGAAUACAGAUUCGAAUAGAGACUAUUUCUCUAAAAAUGUCGAUAUGCACAAUACUAAUGUCGGAUUUACCGUUUAUGAGUUGUAAUACAGUUUAAAGUGUACACUAGAGGAGUGGUAAACUUUGUAUCCAAUUUUAGACGGUAAAUGUUCAACUGCUUGAACUCAUAAACGGCAAAUAUUAUAAUAGUGUUACGUAAACAUAUCUCGGAAAUAUUAUCUAUUCGCAAUUUCGUUUAUAAGGGGAAGGUCGACAUUUGAAAAACCAAAAUAUACAUUCAUAUAAUGAGUAGAGAUAAACAAUUGAAAAUAGUAUUAAAACAAAGCUUAAAUAAUUUGUCCAUAAUGACUGAAAAAAAACAAAAAAAAAAAAAACAAAAAAACAAAACAGAAAUCAAAUUAACUUAAAAUCCUUCGUCGGUUCGUAUAAACGUAUCACUCUGUAUAAUAAUACGUGUUUUAAUAGUAUUUUAACCCGCAGUGUCUCGCGGUCAUUAUAAUAACAUAAUAUUAAAUGAUUUGCAUAUUAUUAUGUUUAUUUGGUUCCACGAAAGCAAAAUGUGUAUCGUCAAUCGAUUUACGUACGUGUAUGGAGGUAUAUAGAAUUAACGAGGAAUUCGAUGUCAGCAAAUGUAGGUAGGACUCGUAUAGGCGGUACGAUAUAGACGUCCAUGGAUGGCGAACGAACAAAUAUUUUAAUUCAGCAAUCCAUAUGGUGGCGAUGAUCGGUUUGAACCAGUUUUAGUCAAUUUAUUGUAGUACGGUCUACUUGGUUCGAUUUUUGUAGGUUUAAGCUCUGACAAGGGCUUAUAGGGGAACCGAGAAUCUGCAGGCGUAGCGGCCGAAUAUUCUUCUCCUUCCGUUAUAGUACCGCUUAUGAGUGGGUGUAUGUAAAAAUAUUGACCAUAAGUUCGUAAUAUUUGCUUUUACUAUUGUUGUUAUAGAAUGUUAGGUACUUAUAAUGCAACGCUUUUGAAUUAAUGAUUAGAGAGAGACGGUGAAAAAAAAAACGCGUUUUGUUAUUAAUAUUUGAAAGGCGGUUAAUACGUUUCGGGUGGACACUAUAUUUUGGUCAUAUUAUCUGGCGUAUUUUGGUUAUGAAUAUCUGCGAACGCUCGAGAUGAAAUACCGAGAUUAUGAAACGAUGCCAUUAAUAACCAAAACGGGAAAUUAAUUACGGAGCUCUAUAUAUCAUAGUGGUUUUCAGUGGUUACUGUAGGUAUGGUUAUUAUGAGUUGAUAAUAUUGUUCUAAAAUAAUAAUAAUAAUAAAAAAAAAAAAUAAUAUUAUUAAUAAUUUAAUCACAUUAAUUGUAUUAAUUACAUAGGUAGUCAUUUAUCAUAUACAAAUUAUUGUGGUUUGUUUUUAAAUAAUAAACACAAUUAUUCACAAAUGAAAUGAUAAAUCUUUAUUGGAUUUUGAUGGUGAACCACAGUGAACAUAUUUUGAGAAAAUCGUUUGCAAUUUUUUUUUUUUUAAUUUUAAUAAUUCUGUAACAAUACAUUCAUAUGAAUUCUAAGGUAUAAAAUAAAAAUUUGGUGGUUUAAUAAAAAGUAUCUGUGAUCAAAUUUAUGUAUUUCUAUUGAAAUUUAUUACUGAUAACCAUAUUUCAAUAAUCACUGUUACCUUAUGGUAAAUUGCUCUCUCUGCGAGCACAUAAUAUUAAUGGUAAGGUUCGUACAUUUCUUUAUUAUUUAUGGUCGUGAUGUUAAAACUAAGUUAUUUACACGCGAAAUACCGUAUUUUAUAUUAUUAUGUGUUAUUCGGGUUUUAAAUAUUUAAUAGUAUUUAAAAUAUUCAUAUUUUUACCGAACAUGGUAGAUAACUAUAUAAUGAUUAAUGGGUUGACUACUCUCCUAUUUAUCCAUAUAGUCUCUGUAGAUUUUAUAUUUAUUGGUUGUGUAAUUUUUUUUUUAUUGACCCUUGUUCGCUAUUACCACUUACCAGAUCCUACCUAAACACGAUUAAUAGUUUUAUCAUCUCCGAAAUCUGCAGGUACCCAUUUUAACUUGUAGAACAUUACGAAAGAAAAAUAUUUAUUUCUCGCUUUGCAAUAUUAUCGAAUUAUUCAACCGAUUAGGUAAAUGCUGCGCGUAUCGGGCGAAUACAAUUUAAUUAUUUUGUUUUCAGGUUUACGUGGUCGGAGGAUAUACGAUGCAAUAUGAUACGUUUCGAAAGAUAUUUGGACGUACGCUGACGGGAGGAGUCAAUCGACUGCAAAUAAAGUGGACGUCAGAAUGCGGCGGCGAUGACUAGAGAACGUUUCGAUAAAUAAUAUUAUUAUGUAAAAGGGUUGUAUAUAAAAAAAAAAAAAAAUUGUUAUUAAAUACAGG